Messenger RNA from Talaromyces stipitatus ATCC 10500, 1274 nucleotides. Its product is annotated as CRAL/TRIO domain protein. NCBI's taxonomy places the organism in Eukaryota, Fungi, Ascomycota, Eurotiomycetes, Eurotiales, Trichocomaceae. Gene Ontology annotation, molecular function: phosphatidylinositol transfer activity. The transcript has 2 exons. The coding region runs from base 38 to 1057 and encodes 339 amino acids. The record is from RefSeq and is a predicted model, not a curated record.
AACGCACAAAUCACUUGUCUAUCAGGAUACAGACGAAAUGGCCGAGCGCACAAAACAGGAGGCUGUUGCAGACGCUGUCGCAUUGGCAAACAUAGAACAAGAACUCAAUCUCCCCAAAUCAGCAGCAGACGGACUCAUCAAAAAACCAUUCGGACACCCAGCAGCAGGCGUAAAAAUCCCCUCGGCGGCAGAACUAACAGCAGAUCAGACGAAGAAAUACGACGAAGUACUCAAAACCGUUUCGGGAUUUACAUCUGUCCCGACGAGUCCUGCAAAGAAUGCGAGUGAAUCGCCGCUAACCGAUGACGAGCGCAUGUUCCUCACACGCGAAUGUCUGCUUCGAUUCCUGCGAGCGACGAAAUGGAAUGUUGCGGACGCCAUUAAACGGAUCCGGUCAACAUUGGCCUGGCGAAGGGAUUACAUCAGCGAUAAAUUGACGGCAGAUUACAUCUCCAUUGAGAACGAGACGGGCAAACAGAUCCUUGAAGGGUAUGAUGUUGAUGGUCGUCCAUGUUUGUAUCUGCUACCUUCGCGACAAAACACGCAAAAGAGUCCCAGACAAAUUGAGCAUCUGGUGUUUAUGUUGGAGCGGGUGAUUGAUUUGAUGCCUGCUGGACAAGAGAAUUUGGCGCUUGUGGUGAAUUUCAAUGAGACAAAGUCCGGUCAGAACGCUACGAUAGGACAGGCGAAACAGACGUUGGAUAUUUUGCAGAAUCAUUAUCCGGAGAGACUGGGUCGUGCUCUUGUCAUUAAUGUACCCUGGAUAAUCUGGGGCUUCUUCAAAAUAAUCACCCCCUUCAUCGACCCCGUCACCGUGCAGAAACUCAAAUUCAACGAAGAUUUACGCGAACACGUUCCCCCGUCACAGUUACUCUCCUCUUGCGGCGGCGAUGUCCAAUUCGAAUACGAUCAUUCCGUCUACUGGCCUACUCUAAACAAACUUGCGGACAACCGCCGACAACAAAUGCGAGAACGCUGGGUUCGAGCCGGCCGACAUAUUGGGGAGUCGGAGUUUUAUCUUCGUGGCGGUACGGAAAAGAGUCUAUUUGCGGCAUGAGUAGUGGUGUCUUCGGUGUGCAUUUCUGCAUCUUAAUGCAAUACUAAUACAGAGUAGAUUCUAUAUAAUCAUAGAGUUGGCUUACGUGGGGGGUGGGGGCAUAAGAGCCCUCUUUUCGGUUUUUGAUGUUUUGACGUUUUUGAUAUUGUGUACAAUACCCCGGAUCAAUUGAUCUCUAUGAUCUACGACUUCAUGAAUAUAUAUGUUCCCCUUUGAU